Cavenderia fasciculata is the source of this 2580-nucleotide messenger RNA. Its product is annotated as putative protein serine/threonine kinase. NCBI's taxonomy places the organism in Eukaryota, Evosea, Eumycetozoa, Acytosteliales, Cavenderiaceae. Gene Ontology annotation, biological process: protein autophosphorylation; intracellular signal transduction; peptidyl-serine phosphorylation. Gene Ontology annotation, cellular component: cytoplasm; nucleus. Bases 1 to 2580 code for a protein of 859 amino acids. Gene Ontology annotation, molecular function: calcium-dependent protein serine/threonine kinase activity; ATP binding; calcium/calmodulin-dependent protein kinase activity. The record is from RefSeq and is a predicted model, not a curated record. The transcript has 4 exons.
AUGGGAUCACAAAAUUCUAAAGAUUAUGCUACAAACUAUAAAAGUGGCAGUAAAUUUGAUGAAGUCAUCAACCAAGAUAGCGAAUCAAUAUCGUCUUCCUCAACCUCAUCAAAAGAGGCAAAGAAAUAUAGAAGAUAUACUAUUCAUCAUAAAACCUAUAAUCAUGAUUUAAAUAUUGAUAGUAGUAGUGGUGGUGGUGGUAGCAAUAAUAAUAAUAAUAAUAGUGUCUCAAAAUCUAGUAGUAGUACAACCACAGAAAAUACAUUAUCACAGUCAACCCCCUCCACAACAACAACAUCCCAAUCCCACCAACACCAACACUUUACAACUUCAGAUAAAAAUAAUAAUAUAAACAGUAAUAAUAAUAAUAAUAAUAAUAACAACUCUACUAAUAAUACUAAUAAUAAUAAUAACAACAAUCAUAUUAAUAAUAAUUCUAAAAAGAGUAGUAAUAGAAGAGAGAAAUCAAAAACUAUAAAUCUUGGAAAUUAUAAUAACAAUAAUAGUAGUGCUACUAGUAUAGGCAACAAUACCAACAACACUAGUUUGAAUUCCAUAACAAAUAGUGCAUCUUCUUCUACUUGUAAUCUGACAUUUGACUCUUCGUUAUCGAUAUCGUCGGGACUGUCAGCUGGAACAAGUUAUUCAUCGGUUGAUAUUGCACUUGGAAAAGAGUCAUCGUCCUCGUCGUUGUCUAAUCAACAUUUCAAUCGUACUCGUUCCAGAUCAUUAAAUAUUUAUAACAACAACAACAAUAACAAUACCACUUUAAGUAGUUGUAUGGAAGAGGAUAACAACAAAUCAAAAUCAACCAAAAAGAUCAAAGGAACAAAAUCAAAAUCAAGUACUGCAUUAUUCAAGUCUAUCACUUUAAGAGGAAAAAAGGAUAAAGAAAAGGAAAAAGAAAAAGAGAAACCAACCAAUAACUUAAAGGUUUCAAAAGAAGAAGAAGAGGGAGGAGGAUUACCAACAGUAAAGGAAGAACUAAAACAAGAGGAAAAGAAACAACCAUCUCCUACCAAAUUUAUUCCAACAGUUGAAACAAAUAAUCAUUUUAUUGAAGAAGAAGAAGAGGUAAUCAACGUCAACGAUAACCUAGGACUUGAACCAUCAUCAUCAUCAUUAUCUGGUGAAUUUAAAGAAGAGGAAUAUUAUCAUCAUCAUCAAAACGACUAUAAUUAUAAUUCAGAAAAUAAUAAUUAUCAAUAUUGUUACGAAUAUCAAGAUCAAGAAGAACAAUAUCAACAACAAAACCAAGAAGAAUAUUUUGAGGAAGCCAAUAGUGUUUAUAUUUCACCACCACCACCAAACAAGAAACCACCUCCUUUACCACCCAAAAACUUUAAACCUAAACUAUCGAUGGAUCCAAUGUCACCGCCACAACAACACGAUCCAACGUUGAAUACAUUGUCUCCAUUGUCACGAUCCUCUUUACUUGGUCGAAAGCUAUCUUCACUCUUCCCACCAUUGGAACCAUCGAUGCCAUCACCAUGUAGCUCACAACGUAGUUCAAUCGAAUUAAACUACCUCAAAGAGAUUCAAAACUAUGUUUUAUUGGAAAAGAUUGGAAGUGGAACAUUUAGUAAUGUUCAUCUAUGUAGUCACAAAGAUCACGACUCUAAACGAUUUGCAAUCAAAGUUAUCGAUAAAUCACUUGUACAAAUGAUUGCUUCACAUACAGACUUGGAUGUAACCACUGAAGUCAAUAUUUUAAAGAGUCUCAAACAUCCAAAUAUCAUUCAAUUACAUGAUCAUUUUGAAACUGAAAAUAAUUAUUAUAUUGUUAUGGAAUUAUUAAAUGGUGGAGAAUUAUUAUAUAAUAUUGAAAAUAAUUCAAGUAAACAAGACCAAAGUAGUGUAAAUUAUACAGAAGAUUCGGCGAGAAAGAUUAUUAAACAAAUUGUACAUGCCAUUGAUUUCUUGCAUCAACAAAAUGUGGUUCAUCGAGAUUUGAAGCCGGAAAACAUUCUAUUUAGAGACCAUAGUGAUUUUUCGACUUUAAAGAUUAUCGAUUUUGGUUUGGCAGCCUAUUACAACAACGAACCAUUGGUAGAUGUUUGUGGAACACCAGAUUUCCAAGCACCAGAGAUGAUAAAGAGACUUGGUUAUUCAUUCCCAGUCGAUAUUUGGGCAAUAGGUGUCAUCUUGUACAUUCUCUUAUGUGGUCAUCCACCAUUCCAAGCUAAAAACUCGAUAGCUGUCAUGGCAUUGAUUAUGCGUGCAGAAAUUAAAUUUGAUCAAGAGGUUUGGUCAACCAUAUCUCCUCUGGCAAAGGAUCUAGUCAUCAAAAUGCUAGAACCAGACCCUUCAAAAAGACUUACCAUACAACAAAUUCUUGAUCACGAAUGGAUCAAGGUAGAACCAACAACUGAAACUGACUCUCCAAGAAUUGGUCCUCAAUUCCAUCGUCAUCUACGUCGUUACAAUUCUCAAAGAUAUUUUAAACAAACUGGUGAUGCUAUAUUAAAAAGUCAAAGGUAUUCAAUUUAUGCAUUCCCACCACCUUUAUCACCAAUUCAAACUCCUUUAUUUAAUAAUGGUAUUGGUCAUUUAAAAUUACCAAAUAUUCUUGAUCAAUAA